UGUUAUCCGUCCCGUCUGACCUCGUUUCCGUCUCGGUAGACAGACUUUUGUCUGCCGGCAUUUUCUUUUUAUUUCGCCGGUGCGCUUUCAGCUCGUAGAUUUUUUUCGCCUGUUUUAUAGGCCGGCAGCAUAUAUUUCUUCUUAUCCCAUUUUUUCACCGCAGUCUACAACACAAUGCCAGGUUUUUCAGACAGAGAUCGUGGCAGAGACCGAGGAAGAUAUGGCGGUGGGCCUCCUCGUUUUGGUGGUGGUGGAGGAGGCAAUAGGGGUGGACCUCCUCCUGGAAAGUUCGGCAACCCUGGUGAGAGGCUGCGAAAGAAGCACUGGAACCUCGAUGAGCUUCCCAAGUUUCAAAAGAACUUCUACCAGGAGCACCCAGAUGUCACCCGCAGACCACUUCAAGAGGUUGAACAGUACCGAAGAAGCAAAGAAGUGACGGUUAAAGGCAGAGAUUGCCCCAAACCGAUCGUGAAGUUCCACGAAGCUGCAUUUCCAAGCUACGUUAUGGAUGUAAUUGUCAAACAAAACUGGACUGAACCAACUCCAAUCCAGUCUCAGGGGUGGCCCGUAGCCCUGAGUGGCAAAGACAUGGUUGGAAUCGCUCAGACUGGCUCUGGGAAGACCCUUGCAUACCUUCUGCCUGCAAUUGUGCACAUCCAACACCAGCCAUUCUUGGAGCAUGGAGAUGGGCCUAUUUGCUUGGUGCUGGCACCAACCCGUGAGCUGGCCCAGCAGGUGCAGCAAGUGGCGGCUGAAUAUGGCAGGGCCUCCCGUCUGAAGAGCACCUGCAUCUAUGGCGGGGCGCCCAAAGGGCCCCAAAUCAGGGACCUUGAAAGAGGUGUUGAGAUUUGCAUCGCUACUCCGGGUCGUCUCAUUGAUUUCCUGGAGUGCGGUAAGACUAAUUUGCGUCGUUGCACCUAUCUGGUGCUGGACGAAGCUGACCGCAUGCUGGACAUGGGAUUUGAACCUCAGAUCCGCAAAAUAGUGGACCAAAUUCGGCCAGACCGUCAGACCCUAAUGUGGAGCGCCACCUGGCCUAAGGAAGUUCGUCAACUGGCUGAGGACUUCCUGAAGGACUAUGUCCAGAUCAAUAUCGGAGCACUGCAGCUCAGUGCCAAUCAUAACAUCCUGCAGAUAGUUGAUGUUUGCAAUGACCUUGAGAAGGAGGACAAACUGAUCCGUUUGCUGGAGGAGAUCAUGAGUGAAAAGGAGAACAAGACCAUUAUUUUUGUGGAGACCAAAAGACGUUGUGAUGAGCUCACCAGGAGGAUGAGGAGAGAUGGGUGGCCUGCAAUGGGAAUCCAUGGAGACAAGAGCCAACAGGAGAGGGACUGGGUCCUUAACGAAUUCAGAUAUGGCAAAGCGCCGAUUCUCAUUGCUACAGAUGUGGCCUCCCGCGGCUUAGAUGUGGAGGAUGUGAAAUUUGUCAUCAAUUAUGACUACCCUAACUCUUCCGAGGAUUAUAUCCACCGCAUUGGACGCACAGCCCGAAGUCAAAAAACGGGCACAGCCUACACCUUCUUCACCCCCAACAACAUGAAACAAGCCAGUGACCUGAUCUCUGUGCUCCGCGAGGCCAACCAGGCCAUUAACCCCAAGCUGAUCCAGAUGGCAGAGGACAGAGGAGGUCGUGGAAGGGGGGGAAGAGGUGGCUACAAGGAUGAUCGUCGGGAUAGGUAUUCUGGGGGUGGGAGGAGUAACUUCAGUGGUAGUAGCUACAGGGACAGCGACAGAGGGUUCGGCAGUGGGCCGAAGAGCUCCUUUGGUGGCAGUAAGGCCCAAAAUGGUGGCAACUAUGGAGGCAAUAGUGGUAACUCUAGUGGUAACUAUGGUAGCAGCAAUUACAGCAACAGCAAUGGACAGGGUAAUUUUGGCGCUCCUACAAACCAGGUGGGUGGCUUUGGUAACCAAGGCUUCCAGGGUCCCCCUCAGUUUGGGGGUAUGCAGAGGGCCGCUCAGAAUGGUAUGAACCACCCACCAUUCCCAUUCAACUCCCAGCCACCGCCCCCACAGGCCCAGCAGCAGCCACCGCCACCACCACCAAUGGUGCCCUACACCAUGCCACCACCCUUCCCUCAGUAGAUAUGAUAUAUGCACAAUAAAUGGAACCAACAUGAUUUUUGUUUAGUCCUGAAAUCUUACAGUAUGAUGAUUAUUACUAUUAUUAUUAUUAAUAUUAUUAUCCUUUGUACUGUUUAACUUUGUUUUGCUUACAGCAGGGUUGGAAUUAUUCCGUAAACCCAGAGCAUUACAUGGAGUCAUAAAUACGUCUCCUAUAGUGCAACCAUGAUUGCUGCACUUUUCCUUGACUAUUUUUGGUUUUUUUGUUUUGUUUGUUUUUUUUGUUACAUUCCUCAGUAAUUUAUUUUUACUAGGUAAUACAGUGUUUUCAGUUUGUGGUAUGCCUAAAGUGAUGUUAUGGAGAUCAUCUAUAAAAGGGGUGCGUGUGGCCCUUUUCAAUAAAAAAUAAGAAAAGAUGGUAA
This is a messenger RNA of Pelmatolapia mariae (spotted tilapia), 2483 nucleotides long. RefSeq names its product probable ATP-dependent RNA helicase DDX5. Gene Ontology annotation, molecular function: RNA helicase activity; ribonucleoprotein complex binding; ATP binding. The transcript is spliced from 13 exons. Gene Ontology annotation, biological process: alternative mRNA splicing, via spliceosome. The record is from RefSeq and is a predicted model, not a curated record. Lineage: Eukaryota; Metazoa; Chordata; Actinopteri; Cichliformes; Cichlidae. Gene Ontology annotation, cellular component: nucleus; cytoplasm; ribonucleoprotein complex. Bases 175 to 2082 code for a protein of 635 amino acids.